Molecule: messenger RNA, 4074 nt
Organism: Malaclemys terrapin pileata
Lineage: Eukaryota; Metazoa; Chordata; Testudines; Emydidae
Product: zinc finger protein 891-like
Exons: 3
Coding region: 1-468 (155 amino acids)
Biological process (GO): regulation of DNA-templated transcription
Source: RefSeq, a predicted model, not a curated record
AUGGCCCUGCACGAGCCAGGCAGAGCCGCAGCGCCCCGCGCGCGUUCACAGCCCGGCUUGUCCUUCCCACUCAACGUCACUUCCGUUCCCCGGAGAGGCAGGAACAACAUCUCCCAGCCUGCCCAGGAGAUCGCUUCCGCCCUCUUCAGCAGAAGUAAGGGAGGGUUUCAGCAGCUGUCCUCCUCCGCCUCCCUGUCUAACGUCACUUCCGCUCCCUGCAGACUUAGGAACUACAUCUCCCAGACUGCACCGGGGGCGCGGGGGGUGCUUCCGCCCUCUCUAGCCCAGGGGCCAGUGAUCUUCGAGGAGGUGGCUGUGUAUUUCACCAGGGAACAGUGGGCUCUGCUGGACCCCACGCAGAGAGCUCUCUACAGAGAUGUCAUGCAGGAGAGCUGUGAGAAUGUGACCUUACUGGCAAGGGAAGAAAAAGAAGCUCUCCUUCAAGCUGGAGUCAGAAGGGUGAUGUAAGGAUGACUUCCUGAGUGCCGGCUCAAGCCUUUGCUCUACCAGCUGACCUAUCCAAGGGCUGCCACCACUUUCUCCAGGUUUGAUAAAUGAUCUGGAGAAAGGGGUAAACAGUGAGGUGGCAAAGUUUGCAGAAGAUACUAAACUGCUCAAGAUAGUUAAGACCAAUGCAGACUGUGAAGAACUUCAGAGAUCUCAAAAAACUAAGUGAUUGAGCAACAAAAUGGCAAAUGAAAUUUAAUUUGGAUAAAUGUAAAGUAACGCACAUUGGAAAAAAAUAACCCCAACUACACAUACAAUAUGAUGGUGGCUAAUUUAGCUACAACUAAUCAGGAAAGUGAUCUUGGAGUCGUCAUGGAUAAUUCUCUGAAGACGACCACGCAGUGUGCAGCAGCAGUCAAAAAAAGCAAACAGGAUGUUAGGAAUCACUUAAAAAGGAUAGAGAAUAAAACAGAGAAUAUAUUAUUGCCCUUACAUAAAUCAAUGAUAUGCCCACAUCUUGAAUACUGCGUACAGAUGUGGUCUCCUCAUCUCAAAAAAGAUAUACUGGCACUAGAAAAGGUUCAGAGAAGGGCAACUAAAAUGAUUAGGGGUUUGGAAUGGGGUCCCAUAUGAGGAGAGAUUAAAGAGGCUAGGACUUUUCAGCUUGGAAAAGAGGAGACAAGGGGGAUAUGAUAAAGGUAUAUAAAAUAAUUAGUGGUGUGGAGAAAGUGAAUAAGGAAAAGUUAUUUACUUGUUCCCAUAAUAUAAGACCUAGGGGCCACCAAAUGAAAUUAAUGGGCAGCAGGUUGAAAACAAAUAAAAGGAGGUAGUUCUUCACACAGCACACAGUCAACAUGUCGAACUCCUUGCCUGAGGAAGUUUUGAAGGCUAGGACUAUAACAGGGUUUAAAAGAGAACUAGAUAAAUUAAUAGGUUUCAGAGUGGUAGCCAUGUUAGUCUGUAUAAGCAAAAAGAAUGAGGAGUACUCGUGGCACCUUAGAGACUAACAAAUUUAUUUGAGAAACAACUCUGACAUCAUAAUCAAAAAGGCUGACAAAGGAGGUGCUGUCAUCAUCAAGAAUAGGUUGGAAUAUGAACGAGGGGCGGCUAGGCAGCUCUGUAACACCACAUUCUACAAGCCAUUACCCUCCGAUCCCACUGAGGGUUACCAAAAGAAACUACACCAUCUGCUCAAGAAACUCCCUGAAAAAGCACAAGAAGAAAUCUGCACAGACACACCCCUAGAAUCCUGACCAGGGGUAUUCUAUCUGCUACCCAAGAUCCAUAAACCUGGAAAUCCUGGAUGCCCCAUCAUCUCAGGCAUUGGCACCCUGACAGCAGGAUUGUCUGGCUAUGUAGACUCCUUCCUCAGGCCCUAUGCUGCCAGCACUCCUAGCUAUCUUCGAGACACCACUGACUUCCUUAGGAAACUACAAUCCAUUGGUGAUCUUCCAGAAAACACCAUCCUGACUACUAUGGAUGUAGAAGCCCUCUACACCAACAUUCCACACAAAGAUGGGCUACAAGCCGUCAGGAAAAGUAUCCCCGAUAAUGUCUCGGCAAACCUGGUGGCUGAUCUUUGUGACUUUGUCCUCACCCAUAACUAUUUCACAUUUGGGGACAAUGUAUACAUUCAAGUCAGCGGCACUGCUAUGGGUACUCGCAUGGCCCCAUAGUAUACCAACAUUUUUAUGGCUGACUUAGAACAACACUUCCUCAGCUCUCAUCCCCUAACAUCCCUACUCUACUUGCGCUACACUGAUGACAUCUUCAUCAACUAGGACCCAUGGAAAAGAAGCCCUUGAGGAAUUCCACCAUGAUUUCAACAAUUUCCAUCCCACCAUCAACCUCAGCCUGGACCAGUCCACACAAGAGAUCCACUUCCUGGACACUACAGUGCUAAUAAGCGAUGGUCACAUAAACACCACCCUAUACCAGAAACCUACUGACCACUAUACUUGGGGCUGGUCCACACUAACCCCCCAGUUCGAACUAAGAUACGCAACUUCAGCUACAUGAAUAACAUAGCUGAAGUCAAAGUACCUUAGUUCGAACUACGACGAACUUACCACGGGUCCACACAUGGCAGGCAGGCUCCCCCAUCGACUCUGUGUACUCCUCUCGCAGAGCAGGAGUACUGGCAUUGACAGUGAGCACUUCUGGGAUUGAUUUAUCGCGUCUAGACAAGACGUGAUAAAUCGAUCCCAGAAGAUCAAUUAUACUUACCUCCACGUUCAGCAGUAAGCAGAUGUACCCUUACCUACAUGCCUCCAGCUUUCACCCAGACCCCACCAUACGAUCCAUUAUCUACAGCCAAGCUCUAAGAUACAAACACAUUUGCUACAACCCCUCAGACAGAGACAAACACCUACACGGUCUCGAUCAAGCAUUCUUACAACUACACUACCCACCUGCUGAAGUGAAGAAAUGGAUUGACAGAGCCAGAAGAGUACCCAAAAGUCACCUACGGCAGGACAGGCCCAACAAAGAAAGUAACAGAACCCCACUGGCUGUCACCUUCAGCCCACAACUAAAAUCUCUCCAGCAUCAUCAAGGAUCUACAACCUAUCCUGAAGGAUGACCUCUCACUCUCACAGAUCUUGUGAGACAGGCCAGUCCUCACUUACAGACAGCCCCCCCCAACCUGAAGCAAAUACUUACUAGCAACCACAUAACAAAAACACUAACCUAGGAACCUAUCCUUGCAACAAAGCCCAUUGCCAACUCUGUCCACAUAUCUAUUCAGGGGACACCAUCAUAGGACCUAAUCACAUCAGCCAUAUUAUCAGAGGCUCAGUCACGUGCACAUCUACCGAUGUGAUAUAUGCCAUCAUGUGCCAGCAAUGCCCCUCUGCUUGUACAUUGGCCAAAUCAGACAGUCUCUACAUAAAAGAAUAAAUGGACACAAAUCAGACAUCAAGAAUUAUAACAUGCAUAAACCAGUCGGAGAACACUUCAACCUCCUUGGUCACUCGAUUACAAACCUAAAAGUCGCAAUAUUACAAAAAAAUACCUUCAAAACCAGACUCCAGUGAGAGACUGCUGAAUUGGAAUUAAUUUGCAAGCUGGACACCAUUAAAUUAGGCUUGAAUAAAGACUGGGAGUGGAUGGGUCAUUACACAAAGUAGAACUAUUUCCCCAUGUUUAUUUUUCCCCCUACUGUUACUCACACCUUCUUGUCAACUGUUGGAAAUGGGCCAUCCUGAUUAUCACUACAAAAGGUUUUUUCUCUCCUGCUGAUAAUAGCUCACCUUAACUGAUCACUCUCGUUAUAGUGCAGUGGUUCUCAAACUUUUUUACUGGUGACCCCUUUCACAUAGCAAGCCUCUGAGUGUGACCCCCCCCCCUUAUAAAUUAAAAACACUUGUUUAUAUAUUUAACACCAUUAUAAAUGCUGGAGGCAAGGCAGGGUUUGGGGUGGAGGCUGACAGCUCGCGACCCCCCAUGUAAUAACAUCAUGACCCUCUGAGGGGUCCUGACCCCCAGUUUUAAGAACCCCUGUUAUAGUGUGUAUGGCAACACCCAUUUGUUCAUGUUCUCUGUGUAUAUAUGUAUCUUCCUACUGUAUUUUCCACUGCAUGCAUCUGAUGAAGUGGAUUUUAGCUCAAGAAAGCUUAUGCUCAAAUA